Medioppia subpectinata is the source of this 1650-nucleotide messenger RNA. The record is from the annotation of a GenBank genome assembly. Lineage: Eukaryota; Metazoa; Arthropoda; Arachnida; Sarcoptiformes; Oppiidae.
AUGGUUUUUAUUACCAUGUGCUUCGCAUCGGCCCAAGGUGUAUUGGGUGCUACUGAUACUAUGUUAGCAAAUUACAAGAUUACAUCACCUACGUACAUAAUAUCAGUGGGACUAAGCGUUGGCACCGGAUUCGCAUUCGCUUUCAACACUGUUUCAUUGACCGUGGUACUAUCAAUAGCAUCGGAAUUGUACGUGGCCAAAAUCAAGGAGCAAACCCAGCUAAUGCAACUGCCCGGCACCGAGGUCGACCAAAUUAGCCGCAAUUUAAUCAAGAUCAGGGACUCCAUGGCUAAAAUGGACACAUAUAUCACGUACGCCCUGCACCUGAAAAUAUUCUACUGCGGUCUCUACACAUCUACCAUGAUGUUUAGUUUGGCGCAAAACUUAACCAGGCAACCCAUGGACACGGGCGCCAUUAUAAGCCUGAUACUAAUCCUGGUGCCGGUGCUUUGCGAUCAGUUUGUCACGUGUUAUAUAUCGCAGCGUAUAAUAGACGCGGCGGACACCCUGUGCUCGGUUACUGAAGGUCGUAUCGCUACGCUUGGUAAACGUGGUAGUGAUGCAAAGCAGGGUAAUUUUGGUAAUGGUCAUAAUGAUAGGCAACAGUAUGAUCUAGUGCUUCAGGUGGCCCGCAAGCGCCUGGUGUUUAGGGCGGCCAAUAUAUUUCGCGUUGAUAUCAGGAUGGUAACCGCGUUCAGUGCCGGCGGCCAACCCUUUAAGCACGUGAUCGGCUCUAAUGUGCGUACAAUCGGCGAACUUAAGGGACAGUUGACGGCCAGCGGACUGUAUCGCGAGGGUCGAAAUUUUCUGGCACUAGUGUCCGGCGCCGGCCAGUUGUCGGCCGACCGGUAUAUACUGCCCGACGGCUGUCCCGUCAAUUGGAUUACCGGCGCAGACAUUGUCGAGAUUUAUGAUAAUAAAGACGUAACGAGUGAUAUACAAGCUCCGGGUGUGAUCUCGGAGCUCAACAAUGGCUUAACCAAUAGAUUGGAUCAAUUCAUUAAACGAAUGGACAUUGAAUUUAUUAAAUGGCAACAAAUGGCUAAUAAUUUUACCACAAGUAUAAGUAAUGGCAAUGAGUGUUGUGGUCACUCUACCAUUGCCGACGCCGAUAGGGUGUCCAUCGACUCGUUGGAUAACAUUUCCCGUAAAACUAUUGAUGACAACAACGCCUGCGAUAUAUUGUCGGAAAUAUGCGGCGAAUUAAAGAAAACAAACCAAUCGUUGGAUCAGUUGAUGACAGAGUUGUCGAGGAAUAAGGAAAAGACAGUUACGGACAGCAAACCGAUCGCUGAAGACAUGAGUUCCCUGACAUCCAGCGUAAAUACUAGUGAUAGUCGUUUCACCGUCGAUGACAUGAGUGUCUUAAACAGUUUGUUCAGUGGCUCAUCCAUAACAUCGAGAUCGUCGACAAGAACCUGGACUCAGGAGUCGGCCACUGAUUCAGACACUAUGCUAUUGUUGAGCGGAUUUCGGGAUCAGUUGCGGGCGAUUACAGACAAAUGGUCACAAAUAGAGACAACGAGCGCGUCAACCGAAGUGUUUGAACAAAUGUUGAUCGGCUUUGCAAAUGAGAUAAAACAUGCUAAGAACAAACUGAUGCUCAAAAGGACCGGUAAUACCCCGUCCCGUAUCCGGUCCGGUAUUUAA